This is a messenger RNA of Pipistrellus nathusii (Nathusius's pipistrelle), 1125 nucleotides long. The record is from the annotation of a GenBank genome assembly. NCBI's taxonomy places the organism in Eukaryota, Metazoa, Chordata, Mammalia, Chiroptera, Vespertilionidae.
AUGUCAAGGGUUCCAAGUCCUCCACCUCCGGCAGAAAUGUCGAGUGGCCCUGUAGCUGAGAGCUGGUGCUACACACAGAUCAAGGUAGUGAAAUUCUCCUACAUGUGGACCAUCAAUAACUUUAGUUUUUGCCGGGAGGAAAUGGGUGAAGUCAUUAAAAGCUCAACCUUUUCAUCAGGAGCCAAUGAUAAACUGAAAUGGUGUUUGAGAGUAAACCCAAAAGGUUUAGAUGAAGAAAGCAAAGAUUACCUGUCACUUUACCUAUUACUGGUCAGCUGUCCAAAGAGUGAAGUUCGGGCAAAAUUCAAAUUCUCCAUCCUGAAUGCCAAGGGAGAAGAAACCAAAGCUAUGGAGAGUCAACGGGCAUAUAGGUUUGUGCAAGGCAAGGACUGGGGAUUCAAAAAAUUCAUCCGUAGAGAUUUUCUCUUGGAUGAAGCCAACGGGCUUCUCCCUGAUGACAAGCUUACCCUCUUCUGUGAGGUGAGUGUGGUGCAAGAUUCCGUCAACAUUUCUGGCCAGAAUACCAUGAAUAUGGUGAAGGUUCCCGAGUGCCGGUUGGCAGAUGAGUUAGGAGGACUUUGGGAGAAUUCCAGGUUCACAGACUGUUGUUUGUGUGUUGCUGGCCAGGAAUUCCAGGCUCACAAAGCAAUCUUAGCAGCUCGUUCUCCAGUUUUUAGUGCCAUGUUUGAACAUGAAAUGGAGGAGAGCAAAAAGAAUCGGGUUGAAAUCAAUGAUGUGGAGCCUGAAGUUUUUAAGGAAAUGAUGUGCUUCAUUUACACUGGGAAAGCUCCGAACCUGGACAAAAUGGCUGAUGAUUUGCUGGCAGCUGCUGACAAGUACGCCCUGGAGCGCUUAAAGGUCAUGUGUGAGGAUGCCCUCUGCAGUAACCUCUCUGUGGAGAACGCCGCAGAGAUUCUCAUCUUGGCUGACCUCCACAGCGCAGAUCAAUUGAAAACGCAGGCAGUGGAUUUCAUCAACUAUCACGCCUCGGAUGUCUUGGAGACCUCGGGGUGGAAGGCGAUGGUGGUGUCACAUCCCCACUUGGUGGCUGAGGCGUAUCGCUCCCUGGCUUCAGCACAGUGCCCCUUUCUGGGACCCCCACGCAAGCGCCUGAAGCAGUCCUAA